UCUAAGUUCCGGAUUUUGUCAACUGUCCAAACGUUGUGAAAAAUGUGGAGUGAUAUGGGAUACAAAAAACAACACCAGAGGAGGAAGGAAUGGUCAUGUAUGCAAUGAAAGGUACUGCUCAACAUGUAAUGGGUAUCACGAUCCGAAGCGAGGCUGUUUUAUUAAGCCUUUGGAGUCCAAAGCUCAAAAGCCUUACCGAUUUGUGGCUUUUGACCUCGAGACCAUGCAACAUGUCUCAUCUGGCAACAAAAGGAAUCACCAAGCAAACUUCAUCGCAGCAAGGGUAA
Meloidogyne enterolobii is the source of this 287-nucleotide messenger RNA. The record is from the annotation of a GenBank genome assembly. Lineage: Eukaryota; Metazoa; Nematoda; Chromadorea; Rhabditida; Meloidogynidae.